AUGUUGUGCUGGGUGAUGCGGUGCCUCCCGGGGCUCAGCAUCAUUAUCCUGCUGGUGUUGCUGGUUGGUGCCUUUACCGACAGUUUGGGACCGGCCUCGUGGAACUGGCUGUAUCUCUCGCCCAAAAAUAGACUGGAACAGCAGGAAGGGCCAUGGAAAGGUCUCAACAUUGCACAGUGCGUUUUUAUUAGCUAUACAAUCUUCGUUCACCUGAACAUGUUUGGUUUUACCUGUCGUUUGGCCUGGUCUAUCUACCGAGCUAUAGGGGACGCCAAUCUCGCGUUGAACGUGAUUUAUUGCAGUACAGCGCUGCAAGGGAAGACAACGACGCAUAUCGAAAAGUCUGUGUCCCGAAUUUCAGUCGACAUCUCAGGCUCCCUUAAUGAAAAAUCCUACCGUCGCGAUCCGUUAGCCAAUGAUGGUUUCGAGAAAAAAUUGGUCCACGCUAUCAUUCUUCCGAAUUAUCGGGAAGAUAUGUGGACUUUGGAGACAACCUUAAGAGUGCUGGCGAGUCAUCCGCAGGCGAAAGCACAGUACGAGGUCUAUAUCGCCAUGGAACAAAAGGAAGAAACUGCGGCGGAUAAAGCUGCACACCUCGUGUCGCUAUUUGGCAAAUCUUUCUUCGGAAUCCGAUGGACAUCCCAUCCUGCUGGUAUACCAGGGGAGAUUUCAGGGAAAGGGUCUAACGUAGCUUUCGCGGCACGCCGCAUUAUGGAAAUUCAUAGCGCUGAUCUGAAAAAGGACUGUUGUAACGUCGUGGUGACUAUCAUGGACGCGGACACUCAUAUCUCUCGCUGUUACUUCAACGAGAUUGGUCGGCUGCAUCAUGCCCAUUUUCCUGACGCAGCCCGCACAAUUUACUGCUGUCCAAUCAUCUUCGACCGCAACGCACACGAGACUCCCGUCAUACUGGUGACGGGCGCUCCGCACGCUGAUGCCCUGAAACGAAACGGGUAG
Messenger RNA from Penicillium oxalicum, 957 nucleotides. RefSeq lists its product as uncharacterized. The transcript is spliced from 3 exons. Lineage: Eukaryota; Fungi; Ascomycota; Eurotiomycetes; Eurotiales; Aspergillaceae. Bases 1 to 957 code for a protein of 318 amino acids. The record is from RefSeq and is a predicted model, not a curated record.